CGCCCUCCCAGGCGCACUGUGCUGAUGCUGCAGGUACCAGAGACGAACCAGACGCUGCUGUGCGCACUGACUGUCUGAACAAACACUGACAAGAUGUCGUUCAUAUCGUCUCGACACUCUUCUUAUAAGAAGAUGUUUGGUGGAGAGAGAGCCGCGCCGAGGAGCUUCACCAGCCGCCAGUUCUCCAGCCCGGUGCGCUCCUCCCGGGGGUCCUACAGCCUCUCCACCGCGCCGGCCGUUUACGCAACGAAGACGCAGCGGCUCCGGAGCAGCGCGGCCAUGCCCCGGCUGGCCUCCGAGAACCUGGACUUCUCCCUGACCGACGCCAUCAACAGCGACUUCAUCGCGAACCGCACCAACGAGAAGGCGCAGAUGCAGUCGCUCAACGACCGCUUCGCCAGCUACAUCGAGAAGGUGCGCUUCUUGGAGCAGCAGAACAAGAUCCUGCUGGCGGAGCUGGAGCAGCUGCGCGGCAAAGGCACGUCCCGGGUCGCGGAUCUGUACGAGGACGAGAUGCGGGAGCUGAGGCGCCAGGUGGACCAGCUCACCAACGAGAGGGCCCGGGUGGAGGUUCACCGGGACAAUCUGGCGGACGACAUCGACAGGCUGAGAGAGAAGUUGCAGGAUGAGAUAUCCCAGCGUGAGGAGGCUGAGUCUAACAUGCAGAGCUUCAGACAGGAUGUGGACAAUGCUGCCCUCUCCAGACUGGACCUGGAGCGGAAGGUAGAGUCACUCCAAGAGGAAAUCAACUUCCUUAAAAAGCUGCAUGACGAGGAAAUGCUGGAGCUGCAGUGUCAGGUGCAGCAGCAGCAGCAUGUGCAGGUGGACAUGGACAUAGCUAAGCCUGACCUGACAGCCGCUCUGAGGGACGUGCGUCUGCAGUACGAGAGCCUGGCCUCCAAAAACAUCCAGGAGUCUGAGGAAUGGUACAAAUCCAAGUUUGCUGACCUCACUGAUGCUGCAGCCAGGAAUAAUGAUGCUUUGAGAGUCGCCAAGCAGGAGGCUAAUGACUAUAGACGCCAAGUCCAGGCCCUCACUUGUGAGGUGGAUUCCCUCAAAGGCACUAAUGAGUCCAUGGAGCGCCAGAUGAGAGAGACAGAGGAGAACUUCUCCCUGGAGAUGAACGGUUACCAGGACACAGUCAGCCGUCUGGAGGAGGACAUUCACAACAUGAAGGACGAGAUGGCCCGUCACCUCCGCGAGUAUCAGGACCUCCUAAAUGUCAAGAUGGCCCUGGACAUCGAGAUUGCCACCUACAGGAAGCUGCUGGAAGGGGAGGAGAGCAGAAUCUCCGCUCCCCUGCCGAACUUCUCAUCUCUCAACCUGAGAGGUACAGUUACUUUCUGCAUGCUGAUUUCACCGCAGGAGAAGUAUAUACCAGAUGAUUCUAUAACACACUGUUUCUCUUUUUUAGAAACCAUGAUUGAUUCCAAACCUCAUGUCGAAACUACAACAACUAAGAAGGUUCUCAUCAAGACCAUUGAGACUAGGGAUGGUCAGGUGAUCAACGAGUCGACCCAGAACCAUGACGACAUGGAGUGAUAGCAUCUCUGUCUUUGCGAAACAGCCAACAGAAGCAAUAUGAAGAAAACACAGUUCACUGUAGCUAUGAGCAAGCAAAUGACACACAAAGAGCAAACUGCUUCGAGAAGUGCCUUUACAUGUGAUGAGCCUGUUAGUCGACACAGACUGUAUUUUGCUUCCUCCUCUGCUGAAAGUCUCUUGUCACAUUUGUUCAGACACAAUAGUGAAAUCAGCACAACAUAGAAACCCUCACUGAGGUCUGCAAAAAUCUUUCUUUGUAACCAAAGUAGUAUUUUUGAUUACUAUUUAGCAUGCACUCUCCAGGAAACCUGAAUGCUGAAGAUGUCACAAUUGCCUGUAUGCAGCAAUAAACCGUUUAGAUUGAAAAUAA
Molecule: messenger RNA, 1915 nt
Organism: Paralichthys olivaceus (Japanese flounder)
Lineage: Eukaryota; Metazoa; Chordata; Actinopteri; Pleuronectiformes; Paralichthyidae
Source: RefSeq, a predicted model, not a curated record